This is a messenger RNA of Chilo suppressalis (striped riceborer), 1223 nucleotides long. Lineage: Eukaryota; Metazoa; Arthropoda; Insecta; Lepidoptera; Crambidae. The record is from the annotation of a GenBank genome assembly.
UAGAAAUUGACUGGCCACUAACGAAAUAACGACAAAUGUCAAAUGUGAAACAAUCAUAUACAGUUUUGUCACAUUCGUCAAAUCAAUCAAACGAAAAAUAAAUAAAUUUAUCGCAUAGUGAAAAAAAUGGCCACGAUGAGAUUCCAACAGGCUUUCACGAAGUUGGGAGUGAGGAAGGUGGGGUUCUCGUUAUCGCAAGGGAACUAUCAGAUCGGAAACGGCAACCAGACAUCAUCGAGCCAAGGGUCUGGAGUUCAUACGGUCCUCAGGAGGGACUACACUUUGCCGCCUGUCGGUACUGGAGCGGGGAGAGGCGGGGGCGCAGGUGGUUCAGUAAGAGAAUCUGGUGGAGCCUUAGGCCAGUAUGGAGCCGCUCAAGAGGAAGAAUACUUCUUCAACAAGCGCAAGGAGCAACUGGCAAAGCUGAAGUCGAAGAUGAAGCAGGAGGGCAAAUCCCCGGACAUAAAACGCAAGGAGGACAAAUAGUUCGGAAUUUGGAUGGCAAUGCUGCAAUGUAAAACGCAAAUUGUAAAACGAGUCUGCUGCAUUUAAUUUUCAUGAUAGGUAUCAGUCCGAUAAUUACGUUUCAAAUUGAUUAUGGAAGAAGUUUCGAAAUAAAAUUGUGUAAAUCCGUCUUUUGGGCAAUUUAAUCAAAUAGUUCGAAGAAGUUUAUUUUAUAAUUAGGUUAGGGCAAAUUACAACACCCUAACUGAUGGUAAAUAAAGGUGGAGUCCAGGCGUGAUGCUGUGUGCAGCUGCUUUAAGUCAUAGCACACAUAUCAACUCGGAAGCGGAUCGAUACCGACUCACCUCGGCUUGGUGUUAAACAGGCGUCCACCUGAUAUAAGCAAUGUAAUGUAAUGGCACGAUUACACUUGGUCAUUAGCCCGAAGAGGAGUGCCAAUAAAAAUGAACUUACAGUAUAAAAGGGUAUCGUUGUAUAAAACGUAUAAAAUGUGCAGCCGUUGGGUUGUCUAUUAUUUACCUGGGCGAACUACUGUGUUGCCAGGUAUAAACAGGUAUGUCGAUGCCAGUUACUUUACCCGACGGCUGCACAUUCUAUACGUUAAGUCAGGACAACAUAUUCUUAUUAUCUUGAUGUUGCAUCUAUAAUUAAAAAUAUGUUUUUAAAAUUAAUUAAACAUGUCAUGACACUAUGUCCAGGAUUUUUUAGGCAACCCAUUUUUAAUAUAUUUUCUAUUACACAGUUCAUGAUAAAACAUG